AUCCUGUUGGGCGGAAUGACACCUCUGUAUUUCCAUAUGGUCAAUGUGUGUUUCCACUGUGCUGUAACCUGCCUGCUCAUGCACACAUGUAAAAGCUGUGUGUUUGAAGACUCGCGUUUGGCUUUCAUCACAGCACUCCUCUUUGCUGUGCACCCUGUCCACACUGAAGCCGUUUCUGGUGUUGUGGGCAGGGCUGAUGUUUUGGCCUGUCUGCUGUUCUUGCUGACUUUUCUUUCCUAUGUUAGAAGUGUGGGUGUGUGUGUCUCAGAGGAUUCUCUGCCCUCCACCAUGUCGGCAUGUUCUCUGAUUGUCAGUUUGUUGCUGGGGACUUGCGCCAUGCUGAUCAAGGAGACAGGCAUCACAGUGUUUGGAGUGUGCGUGCUCUAUGAUGCCCUGGUCCUCUGCUGCAAGCCUCUUAUUAAUCACCUGUAUAGCUCCAGACCAGGCAACCUCCUUUACAUCUGCAGCCCCUUCGUCAAAAGAGCCUGCCUUAUCUCUGGAUAUGUGGUGCUCAUCAUGUCAGUCAGGCUGUGGCUGAUGGGAGGAUCCAUGCCUCUCUUCUCUGAACAGGACAACCCCGCCUCCUUCUCCCCUCACAUGCUUACCAGGAUUUUGACCUACUCUUACCUGCUGUCAUUUAAUGCUGGGUUGCUGCUUGCCCCCAUCAUGCUUUGUUACGACUGGCAGGUGGGGAGCAUUCCCCUGGUGGAGUCAUUGAGUGACUUUCGCAACGUGGCUGCCAUGCUGCUGGCCAUUGUAAUAGUUGCACUUUGCCUGCACUGCGUCUUCUCACUGCAGAGACAAGAGAGCAGGGAGGUGUUGGUUGGAGUGUUGUUUCUGGUGUUUCCAUUCAUUCCUGCCAGUAACCUUUUCUUCAGGGUUGGAUUUGUUGUGGCUGAAAGGGUUCUCUACAUGCCGAGUAUGGGUUACUGUAUCUUAGUGGCUCAUGGCAUGGGUCGGUUGUGUGCAGUGGUAGGCCGCUGGGGCACCACAGUCCUCAGUGUCUCCAUGCUGUUGCUCCUACUUCUCUUCUCCUGGAAGACCAUCCAGCAGAACCAUGUCUGGCUAACCAGGGAGGCCCUUUUCCAGUCUGGUAUCCAGACUCUGCCUCACAAUGCCAAAGCCCACUACAACUACGCCAACUUCCUGAAAGACAGUGGCCGACACGAGGAGGCCAUUCACCACUACACCACUGCCCUCAGGUUAUAUCCUCGUCAUGCCAGUGCCAUGAACAAUCUUGGCACUCUGACACAAUGCCCAGAGGAGGCCGAGCACUUCUAUAGGAAAGCACUGGAUACCAACCCUCAACAUAACCGCGCUCUCUUUAACCUGGCCAACCUCCUCAAGUACCAGGGGAAGGCAAAAGAGGCUGAGGCUCUGCUGAUGGACUCCAUACACUUCGGUGCCCAUUUUGCUGAUGCUUACUCCUGUCUGGCAUCACUUUAUGCUGAACAGAAACUCUUUCCUGAAGCCAAUGAAGUGUAUCUGAAAGGCAUACAGAACUGUCCAGACAAUUCUGACCUGCAUAAUAAUUAUGGUGUGUUCCUGGUAGAUACAGGAAAAGGAGCGCUAGCAGCAGCUCACUACUUGCAAGCAGUUCAACUUAAACCAGCACACUAUGUUGCCAUGGUAAACCUGGGCCGCCUUCUCAGAUCAUCCAAUGAGAAUGAAGCAGCGGAGUCUUGGUACAAGAGGGCGCUGCAGAUAACAAGGAAGGUGGACAUCCUGACACCGCUUGGAGCACUGUACUACAACACAGGCCGAUUUGAAGAGGCUCUGCUGGUGUAUAGAGAGGCUGCAGCCCUGCAGCCAGACAACACAGACAUUUGGCUGUCUCUGGCUCAGGUUUUAGUUAUGGUCAGCCACACCAUAGAAGCAGAGAAGAUAACCUUGGACAUCAUAUCCAGAGAAGGCAGCUGUAUUGAAUGUUACAGACUACUGUCUGCCAUCUACAGCAAGCAUGGCAACUUUACAGAGGCCCUGGAUGCUCUGGAUAGGGCCCUGCAGCAGAAUCCCAGUGAUCUGACAGUAAGAGCAGAGCUGUAUUUCUCCAAAGGAAACCAGCUCCGAGAGAUGAACCAGCUGGACCGGGCCUUUGAGAGCUACAAACUAGCGGUUGAACUCAAACCUGAUAGAUCCCAGGCCUGGAUGAAUAUGGGAGGGAUUCAACACAUUAAGGGAGAUUAUGCAGCAGCCAGGAUCUACUACCAGCGAGCCCUGCUUUUGAACCCUGGUUUCAAAGUUCUGACGGAAAACUUGGCCAAGCUGGACCGGCUAGAAAGGAAAAGGACAGUCGAGGCAUAGACCACCACAUUCUGGAAGAUUCUGCAUCAUCAUGGGUAUAGAUCAAGGGAGGAAGACACUGCCCACACUUCUGGAGCCAGUCUGGACAAAAUAGACUAGGAUUGGAUGGACUUGUUUGGACUUUAGGGUGUUUGGUGUGUAAGGAGAUGGGUCAUGCCGCAGUCCAGAAACCUUUUGCUUCAUGUGUUUCAGGAAGGGAAUGAAAUUCAUUCCUCACCUGUCUUCAUUAUUCACCUGCCUCAGGCACCUUCAUCUCAGGUGGCUGAGGCAGUUUUUCUCCUGAGAGGGGUAUAGAGAGAGUGAAACUCAAAAUUAUCGGAGGUGUAACUGUUGAAAGCCAAGUAAAUGGACCAUAAAGUUUGGAUCAUUGUGAAAUUGUGCAAUGGUUUUGGAAUGGUUUGACAUAAGAUUAAUUUAAGUCUAUUUGAUCUUGCAGAACUGGUAGUGAC
Limanda limanda (common dab) is the source of this 2753-nucleotide messenger RNA. It is a transcript of the gene tmtc1, whose product is annotated as transmembrane O-mannosyltransferase targeting cadherins 1. Gene Ontology annotation, molecular function: protein binding; mannosyltransferase activity. NCBI's taxonomy places the organism in Eukaryota, Metazoa, Chordata, Actinopteri, Pleuronectiformes, Pleuronectidae. The record is from RefSeq and is a predicted model, not a curated record. Gene Ontology annotation, biological process: protein O-linked glycosylation via mannose. The coding region runs from base 16 to 2304 and encodes 762 amino acids. The transcript has 18 exons.